AGUGAAUCUCGCGAAGAGCAGGAAGACACCGCCGCCAGAAGUCAAUCAUUUGCACUGCUUUCUGUCGACAUUUGAAAUUUUCCAAGUCACGACGGACAGGCUGAGUAAAGCAAGAAAACAAAGAGGAUGACGAUGAUGGCCGAAGAGGGUGAAGAGCAAUCAGAAGCUGGACGGGAGGACAUCUUUACGCUGCUGCUCGAGCCAGGAGAUGAAGCUGAGUUGUUGCUCUUCCUGACUGCCUCGCAGCAGUGGUUUAGCAGUUUAUCCGUGCCUCCAUCACGAAACGACUUCAAGACAUUCUUAGAAGGUGGUUAUGCCGAACUCCACCAUUCCUUACCAGCGCUUCCACCCGCAUAUACGUCGACAGGCCGCGCUGAUUCCGGUUCCGGUUCUCCGCCUUCUGGAAAAGCAACAUCACAGCAAAGAGGGGCUGCAUCCCCGAGUAGUCGAGAUGCGGUGCUGCAGCUGCUAGAGAGUCAACGGCGAUAUCUCGAGAAGAAUGUUCUUGGCACGUCUACUUCGUCCGCAUCAGCCGCGCAAGAGCACGACGAUGAAAGCUGGCGAAAUACCACUUUAGAGGCGUUCCUAGACGCCGCAACGGAUGUCUCGGGUUUCCGGAGUGGCCAUUACGAACCAAACUGGGGCUUCCUCUUGGAUUUCUUCCAGGAGGGACAACAAGCUGAAUGACGACUGGAAAAAAUCAAAUCUCUAGGUGUACUGUUGUUGUUCAACUAGCAAAAGUUUAGCACAGUUGGUUCAAAUUGAAGUGUUGAGUACUAGUAGUACAACCCUCUGAAGGACGAGGUUUAGCUAAAUCAUUAUCAUGUAAAUGAACGAUAGACGCAAGAACAAACUGUGAAUCGAAAUUUUCGGCUAUGACUGCUACUGCACAGGAGUCAUUCGUGCGACGUGAUGAACAAAAUGCGCAGGUGAAUCCCCGCUCUUGACUACAACGCGAGUGCGUCGUUUACAAAAAUAAAUUGACUCAGUUUGAUGAAGAAUCUAAAUUACAUAUGCAAAGGCACAGUCGGAGGUGCAUGGCAUCAAAUGCUAAGAAAACCACGAUCACCUCCUCUCUGUCUUGCUAUGAGGUAUUUUUCUAU
Molecule: messenger RNA, 1103 nt
Organism: Amoebophrya sp. A25
Lineage: Eukaryota; Dinophyceae; Syndiniales; Amoebophryaceae
Source: the annotation of a GenBank genome assembly